AUGUCUGGCGCAGCUUCAGGAUCUGCGACAACCUCAAAAGCCAUCGUCGGCGAGUCCAACAACAGCGAAACUGCCAAAGACCAGCAGAAGCCGGCGGCGACGCUCGAAGAGGACGAUGAGUUCGAAGACUUUCCCGUCGAAGACUGGCCACAGGAAGAUACCGAGCUACCAAGCGGCAACACACAUCUAUGGGAGGAGAGCUGGGACGAUGACGAUACAACUGAUGACUUCUCCACGCAACUGAAGGAGGAAGUGAGCAAAGUAAACGGGUCGAAGCGCGGUUGA
Pseudovirgaria hyperparasitica is the source of this 285-nucleotide messenger RNA. RefSeq lists its product as uncharacterized. Lineage: Eukaryota; Fungi; Ascomycota; Dothideomycetes; Acrospermales; Acrospermaceae. The transcript is spliced from 3 exons. The coding region runs from base 1 to 285 and encodes 94 amino acids. Gene Ontology annotation, biological process: double-strand break repair via homologous recombination; proteasome assembly; mRNA export from nucleus. The record is from RefSeq and is a predicted model, not a curated record. Gene Ontology annotation, cellular component: proteasome regulatory particle, lid subcomplex; proteasome complex.